Macrosiphum euphorbiae (potato aphid) is the source of this 1233-nucleotide messenger RNA. The record is from the annotation of a GenBank genome assembly. NCBI's taxonomy places the organism in Eukaryota, Metazoa, Arthropoda, Insecta, Hemiptera, Aphididae.
AUGACAUCUGUAAUAAGAGGUGCCGUUCAACACAUUCAAAAGAGCUGUGUCAACGCUGUUCAUAGUCCAUGUUCUAAUCAUGCUUUAAAUUUGUCAAUCUCAAAAUCCUCCAAUGUACAACUAGUAAGAAAUAGCAUGGGCAUCAUCAAAGAAGUUUUAUCAUUUUUUAAUUUAUCUUCGAAACGCAAUUUUAUUUUGAAAAAUAAUCUCAGAGGUCAAAAACGAUCAAUUACUUCUUUAUGUGAGACUAGAUGGAUUGAGCGGCACGAUAGUAUAUUUGAAUUUCAAACAAACCUGAAAGAAAUAGUUGAUAGUCUUAUAAAUAUUUCAGAAUGGGACGACCAUGUUUCAUCAUCAAAAGCCAAAACUUUGAUUUUUUCUAUAUGUAAUUGUGAGUUUAUUGUGACAUUAUUUACUGUUACAAGUAUAUUAAGCAUUACUUCAGCGGCUAGUAAAUUAUUACAAAGUGUGACACAAGAUGUUGCUUCUGCCACUAAUUGUAUAAAUGACAUUAUAAAGACCCUAAAUGACAAACGCACUAAUUGUGAUGUGCAAUUUAAAAAAGUAUUUGAAGAAAGUAAAAAUGUAAUGACUGAGUUAGAUGUAGAAAUUAAGCAACCAAGAAUUGUAAAAAAACAAAAUCAAAGGUGUAAUACACCAGCCAAUUCUAUUGAAGAAUAUUACCGUAGAAUAUUAUUCAUACCUAUUAUUGAUAAUGUGUUAGAAGAUAUCAGAUACCGUUUCUUGAAUGACAAAAACAAAACAAUUUCCUUGCUAAUGCAACUCAUUCCAUCAAACACAAUUAAAAUGUCUUCAGAAACUAGUGAUGAAUUAAUUCAAACAGUCGGUGACCAGUAUGCAUUCCUUAAUUUUAAUACAUUCAUGUUCAGAGGUGAAUUAGAAUUAUGGAAGACUAAAUGGACCACACAAAAGAAUGAAGGAUUAAAUAUUCCAAAUGAAGUGUUUUCUGCUUUUGAUGAAUGUUCUAACAUAUUUUUCCCAAGUAUAAAAAAACUAUUAUUGGUCUUAGGUACACUUCCUGUCAGCGUUGCUACUGCAGAGCGUAGUUUUUCUACUCUUAGAAGGUUGAAAACUUGGAUAAGAAGUGAAAUGGGCCAAAGUAGAUUAACGGGUUUGGCGCUUUUGCAUAUACACAGGCAGCUUCCGUUAAACGUAGACAAGAUAAUAGACCGCUUUGCUAAGAAUAAAAGAUGUUUAGAUUUUGUUAUAUAA